Molecule: messenger RNA, 4436 nt
Organism: Papilio xuthus (Asian swallowtail)
Lineage: Eukaryota; Metazoa; Arthropoda; Insecta; Lepidoptera; Papilionidae
Exons: 7
Coding region: 613-1557 (314 amino acids)
Source: RefSeq, a predicted model, not a curated record
GUACUGCGCACGGCGUACCGCGCACAUCGCGCACACGGCCCUCGUCAGCCGCACGUUUAGUACGUUUUUAAAGGACGUUCGUAGCGCGGUGUAUAAAUCUGCCGCGAAUUGUGAUCAACUGCGCUGUGUACUUUGAUUAUCCAUUGUCACUGCGCCAGGUGUGCACGAGUUUAAGCUAUAAUACCGGCAGUUCAGUUUGCCGCAGUAUUGAUCGCAUCUCGCUCGCUUCAGCUAAUGUUUAUAAACAGCCGGUCGCAUCCAUACGAUCCCUCUUGUUUUUGAUACGUUCGACCGUUUGGAGAAGAGCCGCAGCACUGAUCCUGUAUGCGCCAACUGUACCGGCAUCCCGUAUAGGAAGCACUGCAAAUUGAUUCGUUUCGGUGGUGUACGCUAUGAUUGGAGGAAGUCCGUUGGCAUCGGACUCAAUGACAUGGAGACUGUAAAUUAGAUCUCACUAGACUGUGGCAAAGAUAAAGUGAUCGGGUGACAAAGUGUGACUAAAAACAGUUUUGUUAUAACAUGGACAUAGAAAUACUAAAUUUCAAAGAGUGGAAGUAAGAACUGACCAUCCCAGUUGUUUUCAUGUUGUAAGAGUGCUGUAGAUUGGCAGCCAUGCUGUCCUACAUGGUUCCCGUUGAAGAGAAACCACCGCCGGCGCCGGUCAAGGGCCGACUUGCGUUAGAGCUGGUUGGCAGUCCAGGAAGUCCAGAGUCUGCGGUCAGGAAGACCAGAAGCAACAUUUCCAAGGAGUCAUCGACGAGCUCGUUCGCGAGCGAUCUCACUAUAUCGUCGUCGACUCCAACUGGUGUCCUUGACAAGCCAAAACAUAAACUGCUGAGCAAUGGCAGUAAACAUACGUCGCUAAAAAGGGUAUCCUUUGGCAGCUCGAAAGGGUCGAUGGUCGAGACCCUUAUCUACGAGAGUCCCCUUCAAGAGGAACCAGAGCAGACCAGCCCACCACCGAAGGCGCAGGAGACGUCCUUCCCCUACACGCCCGUCGAAGACGAGUCGGAGCGUUCGAAAGUGCGUGUUUCGUUUUACCAAGGAGCAAGACCGCAGUGUCUCUCCCCGCCGCCGCAAGCGACGGAUCCUGAUUCUCACAUUCUCUACGCUAGCCUACUAUCAGCAAACUCCGACAUGGGUGAAUACACCGUCUACAAUAGGCAAAUCAGCACUGAAAGCGGCUGGGACAAUCCCUUCCGUCCGGAUGGUGACUUGAGCCGCGAAGCUGAUGAGAUUGUGUCCCUGAUCAAAGGUGGCAAGCCUAUCACGCCCACGCCCACAGCUGAACCCGAGUUGCCAGUUAGUGAUGAGGAGGAAAAAGUGCAUGCAAAUAAUGUCAAUGCUAGUCCGCCAUCUUCCCCUCAAACGAAAGUGGCAAGCCCCGUGCAGCAGAGUCCACCGAAAGCUAUGAACGGCACUAAGAAUGGUGCCGCGGUGCCUGAGGUGCACCCUGGGCAAGUUGAGGUGCAACGCUCGCCGCCGCAGGAGCCCCUGCAGCCAGAACACGUCACUAUCAAGAAGAAGCCUAAGUGCAAAUGCUGCGUUCUUCAGUAAACAGCCCCCUUUCGCACCGGUAACACUUGCUUAUACGUCUAGCAUUAUAUCCCCCACUUUGGUGUUUACUCGGUGCUAUUUCAUUUUACGAUUUCUCUAAUUGCAACUUAUCGAAACAUAUAUCAGGAAAGUAUAUGUGUUCAUUGUACAAUUUACAUAUAACAAAGUCUGGCCUCUACUCUCAUACAUUGAUAUUUUUGUUAAUUAUUUCAUUAGUGAAUUUUUGAGUAUGUAGCAGGUCAAAUAUUUACAAAUUCUAACAUUUAUGUUAGUGACCGAUGGUUUAUAUUUAUUGCCCUGAAUCAAGCGGCGCAUUAUAAUAGUUAUCUUCACUAAGUAUUUGCGGCCUAACGCUUUCUUUACAUACAUAUUCCUUUUACAUAUGUCUGGGUAAUAUUUUGUUAACAGAAAUAAGUUAUUUUAAAAUAUUUACGAAAUUGGCUGCGUUGCUAAUCCAUUUUAUUCAUAUUUUUUUAAUUAUUUUGUGAAAUUGAAAUAAAACCUUCUCAUAGAAUAUUCCAUCUCAAUUGUUAAAUUAAAAUGUCUUUAGGAUUAUGUAUGUAAACAAUGCAAGUGUCGCCUACAUCAAGUUUGUGAUACAUUCAUAUAUUUUAGCUAGUUUCGCAAAGAAAGAGGGAAAUGAUGUUGCAAGCUAACGAUCCUGCGGAGGGCAAUAUUAAAAUGUGACUUUGGGAAUGUUUAAAAAUCACUAGAGAAUCUCAAAAUAUCAUUAGAUUGAGAUGAGAAAUGGUAAAGUAAAAAGAUGGAGAGAAACAAAAAUUCUUAUUAUAAAAUCAUAUUUACAAUAAUUUUUAAAGUGAAUAUGCCAAUUCUGCUCAUUUCAAAAUGAUUGCAACAUAUUUAAAUUAUCUUAUUUUAUUUAAAAAAAAAAACAACAUAAUAAUUUAUUUUAGAACUGUUGCUAAGUUGAAUCUGUGUUGAAUAAUGUUUAAAAAUAAUUUAAAUGUAUAUUUUUAUAUGUUUAUUUAUAAAAAAAAAGUAUUAUAAUCUUGAAGAAUGAUUGAGCUAUAGUAUUGGAAACAUAUAAAUGACUGAAAUAGAUGCUUAAACUGGAAUAGACGCUUUGUUGUGUUAUUUUAGUAUCUGUGAAAUUCCAAUAACAGUUGUAUUGAAACAUAUUAUCAUAGAGUAAAGAGAUGACAUAUGUUUUUAAACAAGUGUUUCAUAAGUGGAAACAGUAAGGCUACUCUUUUACAAUAGAGUUAUUAAUGAUUGAACUGGCUAUCUUAUACCAUAUCAUGUUGACGCUAUUCUUUGAAUAAAACACUAUAUUUUGGGGUACAAUUUUAAUUCCAUUAUAAUUCAUAAGUAGAUCUGCUAUUAAUAAAUAGUAUUUUAACUGAUAUUUGAAUUCUAUUUCACAUUUAGACGGCUUGGUGUUGACAAAACAAACAAGCAAAUAGAUUUUCUAUGGCAGCUACUAACUAACAUUUAUUCUACAAAUAUAAUCUUAUCCAUAUAUUAAUGGAGUAUAUCUUCAUGACUUAUAUAUAUUAAGAUAUAUUCGACAAAAAAAAUAAUGUUCUUGUAUGUCACAGUUAUCGCUGUUAGAUGGUAACCAUACUGAUUAAGAUAUAUGUAUAUGAUUUAGAUUACCUAUAUAUAGCCAUUUCAACGUGACUUCACGCUUGCGUCCAAUAGAAUGUACACGAUUUUUUUUUCAUAAAUCUGAUCACCUAAAUGGAUUAAAAUUUUAUAUGUAGCUUUUUUAUUUUAGCAUAUGAUCCUUAUGUGUACUGUUUAGUCGCAAGUGACAAGGAUAGGGGUGCUCGAUCGGAAUGAUAUUGGUAAGGGUAACAUUGUCGUAUACUAUAAAAACUGCAUUACUCUAUAUUUUUAAUACAUAAACAUCACAAAAGUACAUAAACGUACAUAAAAUGCUUAUCUAAAAUUAUUUUGAUAAUAAUGAAAGUAUUUUUUAUAGUUUUUCACAAUGUUUAAAUCUGGGUAAGUAGUAAAUUUUUUACGCAUGUGGCGAUUUACAGUAUGGAGAUAGGUUUAAUAUGAUUAAUUUACAGAUACCCAAUUUCAAUUGACUGGUACCCUAAUGUAUACAGUUCAAAAAAAUGUUUAUAACUUCUGUGAAAACUCUCUGUUACGUAAAUUGUAAUAAUAAAAUAAAUAUUAUUUCAAAUCCAAAAUUAAUAAAGUAGAAUGAAAAUUGGGGAUUGGUUUUAUUUUAAAGUCAAAAUUAAAACAUCCUAUGUAAAAAUAUGUAUGCAUAUAUUAAAUGUUUAGAUGUGCCCCUACAAAAGGAAUAGCGUUAGUAAAGUAGAUAGGUAAUUAGAAUGGUAUAGUUAGGUGAUCCACAAUUAUUUUGUGUUUGUUAUUGAUGUUUUACGAUAUUAAAUUAUUUUUACAUUUUCGUUUUGAUUUUUAUAGUUUUCGAACAGCAAAUUUAAUGAAGACAGUGCCACAUGAAUGAAUGAUGUAUGCAGGCUCUAGCGCAGUUAAAAAAAAACAUAUUAAGAUUAGCUUUAGACGGAAAAGUAGUUUUUCAAAAGCUCAGCUAUGUUAUAUUAGAAAAACUGUAAUUCACUAUCAAAUUUUUUGAUGCUUUAGGAAAUGUUCUAAAUUAUGUUAUUAAAUAUUUUAUAUCCAGUAAAAUUUAGCAACAGUUUGAAUAGAUGUAUUGCACUAGAUUUAGACAAUUUGUGUAACUGUUUGGCUGUUUGUGUAAUCAUUGUUAUUGCAAACAUCAUUCUGUAAACAUUCAAAAAUUAAUAUAAGUUUUCCUUUUCAACAUCCACUAUGUGUUAUAUUUGACACCUAAUAUGUGCUUAUCUAUUUUUAUAUUUUAACAUCUUGGUAUUUAUGAUAUUACUAUGCUCAUAACAGUGAUUUAAAUAAUAGUAGAA